This is a messenger RNA of Necator americanus (New World hookworm), 1524 nucleotides long. RefSeq lists its product as uncharacterized. The coding region runs from base 1 to 1524 and encodes 507 amino acids. The record is from RefSeq and is a predicted model, not a curated record. NCBI's taxonomy places the organism in Eukaryota, Metazoa, Nematoda, Chromadorea, Rhabditida, Ancylostomatidae. The transcript is spliced from 15 exons.
AUGCUGUGUGCCGUUCUCAAGUAUCUCUGGCGUCUUCAUUGCGGGACGCUCGCCUGGCGACGUGCAGCGGCCACGCCGCGAAUGAGCGUCCCGCAACGAAGACGCUUCAAGAGCUCGCCAGAACAACGCUGCUUGGAUAUCAGGUACGAUCCUCAGGUCUGUGAACAUUUUCAAAGAAUGUCUGGAGAAAUCUUCGUCUGGUUCCCAAUACUGCCUUCUUCUCAGUGUUUGCUGUGCCCGCUCCCUGCUAGCAGUGAGCAUCUUGAGAUGGAAACUAUGCGACAUACCUCUUCAUGGAAAUCUGACGAGAGCAGUGUCGACUCAAGCGGCCCCACCGCAGAUGAAUCUGUUUCAACAGCUAAGACAUGUAGCAGCAGUCAUCGACAUAGAGUUUCUGGCUAUAAAGAUUAUACAAAUUCAGGUGAAAUGACUGAGAAUAGAGUUUCGUCAUCUACAGUACACUAUGGAACAGUGAUCAAUUCACGAUAUCGCAGAGGACACUAUAACUCGUACGAUCAUAGUCGUCGAUCAAGACAUCGAAACAAUGACGUAGAGGUGUAUCGUAUACAACAGCAACCAGCACAAUAUGACAACUUAAUGCAUCCCCAUUCAGUUAACGGAUUGCUAAGACAGCAUUCAUGGUCCGGUAGUAAUGUGUCACUGGGCUCCAAUCGGUCGCGGUCGUCUACGAAACGUGAUCAUAGGUCGUCAGGAAGCAAUAGGCAUGGCGAUGAUAGUGAGAGUACUCAUCUACACCCAAGUGCCUCAUUUUCCGUGCACUCGAAGCUUGAAGAGUUUGAUGACAAUAGUGAGAACAAUGUAACGUAUGUGGCGGCUGGCACAGCUCCUGUAUCUCAAUUUCGUGGCAGUUCAUGCGGUGCCGCAUCCAGCGUUCACUCGACUGCAGUGCCGAUCACCACCUAUGCGGCACCGGUGAUGUCUGCAAGUGUAGGGCCGCUGCCAGCCUAUCCAGCUGCUCUGAAUCUGCCAAUCGAACAAUGUGAUCUGCGGCAUUUCGAUCAGGGAAUGCCUUUAGUGGGCAGUGCGGACGAGCUAUCUUCGUCGUCACAAUCAAUAUUCAAUCAGAAAACCACAUCGUCAGCUAGGCGAAAUAAAGAUGCGGCAGUUCUAGGGAAGAAAGAUAUGCAAAAUUUCGGCGCUCAUCAACUUUGCAAUUCUUCGCACUCUUCGGCGGCAUACUUCCGACAUCAGCUGGAAAACGAUCGCACUGCGUUAACGUUGUUAAGCAUGAUCUCAGCACUGCAGCAACGACAAGCGGCUGGAAUCGGCAGAUACUUACCAGAUUUGGACGGGAAGGAAAACGAAGGAGUCGAGUUGUCGCCAGCACAACAACAAGAACUGCAACAGCUCACCGCUGCACAAAUUGCUGGCUUAUUAGGAACCGCAAAUGAUGUGGAGAAUGCACAGAGAUCACAACAUAAACAGGAAGUAAUCCCGUUAAUUUUACCGAAGAGAUAUGAAUGUGAAGUCUUGCUCGAAGCUUGUGACGUCAGAUGGCAUUAA